Dovyalis caffra is the source of this 222-nucleotide messenger RNA. The record is from the annotation of a GenBank genome assembly. Lineage: Eukaryota; Viridiplantae; Streptophyta; Magnoliopsida; Malpighiales; Salicaceae.
AUGGCUUUUAGCCCGGUUUGGGUUUUGAAUGAUGAAAGUAGACAGAAGUUGAAGAUGCAUUUCCCAAAGGAUACGGAGUUGAACCCAGAAAGUCUAGGAGAAGAGGCACAUUUUGUUUUUCAAGAAACGCAAACCUUUGGAGUGGCUAAUGAUGUUGGUGGAUGGGCUAAGAAAGGUUUGCCUUCGGAGUGGCUAAUGGUGUUGGUGGAUGGGCUAAGAAAG